This is a messenger RNA of Arachis duranensis, 1178 nucleotides long. RefSeq lists its product as uncharacterized. The transcript has 3 exons. The coding region runs from base 146 to 769 and encodes 207 amino acids. The record is from RefSeq and is a predicted model, not a curated record. NCBI's taxonomy places the organism in Eukaryota, Viridiplantae, Streptophyta, Magnoliopsida, Fabales, Fabaceae.
UCGUCUUUCUCUCUUCCUUCUCCCUUCUCCCUUCUUUCUCCCCACUUGUGUUUCAGAAACACAGAAAACCAGAAUCUCCAAAUAGCCGAAAAAUCUCGGCUAGGUCACCGUCCAAAUCACAAAAAGGAAGGGUUUUUAACCUCAGAUGGCGAAGAAGAGAAAGUCGAUAGCCACCAGCCUCGACGAGGUGGAUCGAACCAUGUAUACAUCCUUUUGCAGUGCCGCUAAUUCAUUAUCGCAGCUCUAUACUCACGCCAUGAACCAACAGAAGCUUUCUUUCCAAGCCGGUGAACGGCACGGUCUUGAAAAACUCUGUCAGUGGAUCUGGAGACAACAAGAGGGAGGAUCAAGGGUUGCAACAGUUGAUAUACUUAACUACAUUCAGAAUGAGCUUGAUUACUGUGGAGAGGAGCCAUCUGUGUCGCCCAGAGCACCACCACAAAACCAACAAUCUCAACCAGUAAUGCAUGUGACUAAUUCCGGCUUUCCAUUAACUUCAGGAUCUUCUGUCCAAACAAUGAUAGGGCAGGGACUCCGGUCUGAACAAUGUGAUAAUCAACCAAAGAAUUCUAUGUUUUCAAAUGCUUUGUCAAGUCCUAUCCGUCGAAGUCUUCAGCACUAUCAAGUUGGCGAGGGUGGGAAUUACCCUAGUGGCCUCUCCUUGGUGAAUGGAAAUAGGAACAAUGAACCAAGCUUUGUUCACCAACAAAGCAGGGAUUCUAGUGCAUUCAAUCCCAACGAUUCUGCCAUGGACAUGCACGCAGACUAGCCGUGUCUGUUGGUCUAUCAACUGCAUAUCCGUGUUUGGCCAUCCUUAUGCAUUACCUGCAAUAGAUGUGAACAUCCGUUGGAAGUCAGUAUCUGGUGUUUGCUCGUCACAUCCAACAAGAAACGGCGGUAGGUCGAGUCAGUUCUAUUAACCUAUUGAUAUGCUUAUGUUAUCCAAGUGAUCAGUAUUAGUUUGGAUCUUAAUUUUCUGUGUAAAGCUUUUUUAUUUUUUUAUUUUUAUUUUUUGGUUGAAAUAAUUUAAAAGCAUUUUAUUUUAAUGUUUACCAUGGUUGCCCCAUGUAUCUCCUCUUUUCUCAAUGUAGUCCUUCUAUCUGAAGUUUCUUAUGUAAAUCUGUCCUUUUCUCAGAUCCCCUAUAUGGCAAUUUACAGCUUCGGGCAUCUUUUGUUGA